AUGGAAAAUGUUGAUACUUCUGAAUCUGAGGAAAGUCUCUAUGGAUCAUAUUUUGGUUCUCCAUCACCUCAAGAAAGCUUAACUUCUGGCAGUCCAUGUAUUCAGUGGAAUGAUGGACAACGAGAGCAGAGAAAUGGUAAGAAAUGUGAUCGUGAUCGGUAUCGCGAAUUUAAUAGAAGUCGACCAUACCAUUUAAAAAAUGGAUACCAUCCCUGUGCUGACAGUGUUGAAACUAGUAGUAGAGAACCUCAUCAGGUACAACAACCUUUGCAGCAGGAAACAUCUCAGUCAUUACCUACUUCUCAACAGUCAACUUCUACGCUUGUUUAUCCAGCUUAUGGGUAUAAUCAAGCCGAUCACACAUAUCUAGAUGGUAACAGGAGAGCACUUUCCAUGAUGCCUGCCUAUAAUCAUUAUCCAGCCCCUUGGGGUAUGAAUCCCAUGGAUAUGUCUCUCAAUUCAGUUGCAACUGCUUUACCUGUUACAUCUGGUAUAGAAAUGGGUCCUAGUACUAGCUCAGGUAUGAAUCCUUAUGCUUAUAUGGGCAUGUCUGGGGAUGGCAGUAUGUAUGGUAUGAUGGGUAUGGGCAAUUAUUGCCAAUAUGGCAUAGGUGGAGCAGAAACAGGUAUCAUUUUUCCUCCAAAAGAAAUAAUCACUCUCACGAAAAGUGUUAUGUAUCCGCCUGAGCCCAAGGACAAACCCCCAACCGUACGAGAUAGACCUCUUGGAUGCAGAACAAUUUUUGUUGGCGGGUUACCGGAAAAAACUACUGAAGAAAUUAUUAGAGAAAUUUUUGAGCGUUGUGGAAAAAUAUCAGUUAUUCGUAUGAGUAAGAAAAAUUUCUGUCACAUAAGGUUUACUGAAGAAUGCCAUGUUGAUAAUGCUAUUUAUUUGUCUGGUUACAAACUUAAAAUUGAAAACAAGGAUGAUGCAGCAUAUUGUAACAGAGUACUUGUCGAUUUUGCUAAUGCUAGGGAUGACCGAUAUGAAUAUGAAUGUCGACAAAGAAAAGCACAAAGAGAAGCUCGUCAUAAAGAGCAAAUGGAACAGGAAGCUUAUCGUGUUCCAACCCCACCACCAUUUGUGCAAUAUUCAGAUCAUGAAGCUACAAUAUUGGGGGAAAAAUUACGUGAUGAAGAUACAUUUCAAGAAGCAGUUAGUAUCUUAAUAACAUGGUUAGAAAGAGGAGAAUGUAGUAAAAGGAAUGCUGAAUACUUUUAUUCAAUGAUCCAAAGUACAAACAGUCGUAUACGUAGAUUAAUGAUUGAAAAGCGUAAGUAUGAAGACGAGGUGAACAAAGCGAAAAUAAUGUUAAAACAGCAAAUGCAGGGUAUUUUAUUACAAUUUAAUGAAAUUGGUAAAGUUUUCUCUGCUGCAAGUUUACAGAAAGUUUGGGAUCACUUUACAAAAGCUCAACGAAAAAAUAUUGAGAUGUGGAAAAAACAAACAGAAGAGAUUAAGAAUGCCUAUUUGGAAGAAGUUUUAAAUGAUCGUAUUGAAGACGAAAUGGAUGUCAGCGAUGAUGAUUCUCCUAAUCAGCUACCAGGAAAAGGAAAAAAUGAUGAACUAGAAUUGCAAGAAGAACUAAGCAAGCUAAAAGAAGAAUGUGAUUCAUUGAAAUGUCAACUGGAAGCUUCCCAAAAUGAAUUAAUGGUAGUACGUUCAGAAAUUGAUCAAAAACGUGACAAUGCUGAUCAUCAAGUUCAAUCUUUGAAACAAGCUCUUCAAGGAUUACAGCAUGAGAUUCUGUCACUGAAUCAAAAACGUGUAAAGGAUGAAGCAGAACUGAAAGAGUUGAGGAGUCUGAAAUCAUUAUUUCGAGAGGAAGGAAAAGAAGAUGAUCGUGAUACUGAACAGAGAGAUUCCUUUAAUUUUGUCACUUCAGUCUGUGUUUCAUCAGUUUCCCUAAGCAACAUUGAGAAUGAAGCUCGCUUAAUUGGCCUAAUUUCUACUUUUUUAAAUGUUCACCCAUUUGGUGCUAGCAUUGAUCAUAUUUGUUCCUACUUGCAUCAGAUUGAUUGCACUGUUAGAGCUAGAGAUGUUGAAAGUUUAAUGAAGCGUUUUCCAUUGAUUUUCAAAGAAGAGUCCACUGGCAUUGGUGCUAGUUUAGAAAAGAAGUGGACCUUUUCAGGAUUCAAGUAA
Molecule: messenger RNA, 2142 nt
Organism: Uloborus diversus
Lineage: Eukaryota; Metazoa; Arthropoda; Arachnida; Araneae; Uloboridae
Product: ecto-NOX disulfide-thiol exchanger 2-like
Exons: 1
Coding region: 1-2142 (713 amino acids)
Biological process (GO): ultradian rhythm
Cellular component (GO): plasma membrane; external side of plasma membrane
Molecular function (GO): protein-disulfide reductase activity; RNA binding
Source: RefSeq, a predicted model, not a curated record